Mesorhabditis spiculigera is the source of this 975-nucleotide messenger RNA. The record is from the annotation of a GenBank genome assembly. NCBI's taxonomy places the organism in Eukaryota, Metazoa, Nematoda, Chromadorea, Rhabditida, Rhabditidae.
AUGAUCUUCAAUUUUGGGCUCAUUUUUCUGGUAUUCACGCGGACGUCAAAGACUUUUCGAAGUUAUGCGGUGCUGAUCAUGAGUGUCGCCAUCCACGAGCUAAUCGUUGCCAUCACUGCCGAAUAUACGGUCGAACGAAUAAUUCCGAUAGCUGACGCGUUGACGAUCGAAUUUCAUGGGAUUUGCGGUUAUCUUAGUGCUUCCUCGUGCGUGACCGCUCAUGGUAUCUUCAUGUACAGUACUUCUUAUGUCUACUCCUGCUUUCCGUUCUUUUUCUGGUUCCGCUACCGUGUCCUCCACUGCCCACCCAAGAAACCAUGGAGAAUAUUUUUCUUAUGUCUUAUCAUCGUGAUUCCUGCAUGGAUCACAUCAACCCUCCUCAUAACACACGCCACUCCUGAAAAGGAGAUUCGAGCAAUUUGGCAUGCGGCCAACUACACAAAUUCCUUGGCAGAUCCGAGUAUCAGAGCUGGCGGUUUCAAAAGCGUUUGGGAUCCAAGCAUCCUGCCAAUGACGCUUUGGGUGACGAUGCCAGUAUUUCCGUGCUAUGCCGUUUCGAUUUACUAUCGGCAAUGUUUUUUGAGGGAUAUCCAGAAGUCUGCCCAGUGCGCGAGAACUAAGUGGGCUCAACAGAAGAUUGUUCAGAGCCUGACGAUCCAAUCCCUACUGCCGUUAUUUCCGAUGACGAUGGCAGCCACGUACAACUAUCGUCAAUUUCAGUUGCCAUACUACGAACACGUGCCGUACUUCGAUGAGUGGCCAAUACUGUCGGUGACGAUCAUCAGUGCCUUUAACCCUCUACUCACCAUCUUCUACGUCCAACCCUAUCGAAAUGCGAUCACCAAGAUUUUUCCCGGCUUCCUGAGACGAAGAUCUCGGCGACCGGGUAUUGCCAGGAUUUCGACCUACACCCUGAGAAGCCGACUGCGGUCCCCAUCGAUUGGACCGGCCAGUUUCGGGAAUAAAAGUUUUUAU